Molecule: messenger RNA, 1680 nt
Organism: Emericellopsis cladophorae
Lineage: Eukaryota; Fungi; Ascomycota; Sordariomycetes; Hypocreales; Bionectriaceae
Exons: 3
Coding region: 1-1680 (559 amino acids)
Biological process (GO): regulation of DNA-templated transcription; DNA-templated transcription
Molecular function (GO): DNA-binding transcription factor activity, RNA polymerase II-specific; zinc ion binding; DNA binding
Source: RefSeq, a predicted model, not a curated record
AUGACCAAGCCAACAAAGACCUGCGUAGCGUGUAGGAACAGACAUGUCAGAUGCGACGGCGAGCAGCCGUGCAGUCGCUGCACUGCAUCAAAGUCUGGGUGCCUCUACGUCGCCUCGCAACGGGGGAAACGGCGACAUGCUCAACAGCAGCCCGAGUUUCCGACUGACCGAGAUUUGAACGCCAUCCUUGAAGGAAGCAACAUUUCCCCGCCAUCUUGCUUCGGUAGCUGCCCGGAAUUCGCUCCAUGGGCCUUGCAGGACAGCAGUGACGAGCUCAUGUCCGUGUCCAACAGCCUGGGCGUGGACCUUUCACCGCCAAACGCCCCAUUGUUCGACCUGAAUUGGCUUCCUGACCCUGCUGGCAUCACUACGGAACCAUGCAAGCAGAUCGACUUCGCGGCAGGCGAUGUCUCCAUCAUGCCGUCUGAAAGUGCCGCGGUCGAAACGGAUCACUACUUGGCCUCCUUCUACCGAUAUGCCUUUGCCGCUCACCCCUUUGUCCUGCCACGCCACGACCUUCUGCGGCUCACAGACUUGCACGACUCGAUGCGCACACCGCUUGCUACCAUGCGUUGGAUCGGCUCGCUGUACGUGGACGUCCAGCCUCGUCUGCGCAGUGAGCUCUACCAACAGGCCCACGACCUGAUACAUGACCCCAGAGCCCCGCGCGACGGGUUUCUCGUCCAGGCGAUGCUUCUCCUUCUCGUAGGUCUCGACGGAAACGCAGAUCAGCGCAAGGCACGGGAAAUACUGGAGAAUGCGGAGCAACUCGCGCUGGACAUUGGCCUGCAUCGAGCAUCUUUCGCUUCCCUCUAUGGUCGAGGCGUUCCGAUCCUCGAAGAGAGCUGGAGACGGACAUGGUGGAGCUUGUACACCACCGAGGCCAUGGUGACCGCUGCCCAUCGCAGGACCGACUUUGCGCUGUACGACGUGGCCAGCGAUGUUGGUCUUCCUUGCGAGGAGGAUCAGUAUCUGUUCGGGGAUAUUCCCGACCCGCUCUCCUUUGACGACCUCGAAGCUCGGGGCUUCGCCAGAGAGGAGCUUGCCUUCUCCUCGUUCGCGUACCUGAUUCUGUCCGCCCAAACCCUCGGCUUCUUCCUGCACAAAUCGCGGUCGAUCGAUCACCUGGACGACGGGACGCAGACGGAAGCACGCCUCGCGUCCUGGUCAUUCAGUCUACCAGCGAACAAGCGCGACGCCCUUCGAAACGACGGGCAACCAGACGAGAUCAUGUUCCAAGCCCUGAUGAUGCGGCACGCAAUCUCCAUCACGGUACACGAGGUACACGCCAAGCUGGACAAGCUACCAGCAAUCACAGUCAACCACUGCAUGUCCCUGACGUCGGAGGUUGGCGCUCAGGCCUCGGACAUGCAUACAUUCCAUGCCAUCACCUCCGCCCGCGCCAUCAGCAGAAUGGUCAUGUGCCACCACUCGGUCGUCUCCCACGUGCACUUCUUCACGUGCGUGGUCACAUUGUCGUCCAUUGUGCAUCUGGGCCGCUGGGCGCUCAUGCCUGCUGGCCACGGUGACCAGGAAGCGCUUCGAGAAUUGUUGCGGCUCAACAUGGGGGCCUUGAAAGAACGGUCGCGCGUCUGGAAGGCGGCUGCGAUUUCGCACGAGCAGGUCGCGUCUGUGGCGAAGGAUUUGUUCCGGAUGAAGCAACGGGGGGCGAUACGCUGA